UGUGCCAUAAACAGUGUCAAAACACACAGUGCUUCAAAUCCCAAUGUCAUUUUACUGAUGGCUGAUGAUCUUGGUAUUGGAGACCUGGGAUGUUACGGGAACAGAACCUUAAGAACCCCUAAUAUUGACAGGCUAGCAGAGAAAGGAGUGACGCUUACCCAGCAUAUAGCAGCAUCCCCACUUUGUACUCCAAGCAGGGCAGCUUUCCUGACAGGGCGAUAUCCUAUCAGAUCAGGAAUGGCUGCCUUCUCACGAGUUGGUGUCUUCUUAUUUUCUGCCUCUUCUGGGGGACUUCCUUCUGAAGAAAUAACCUUUUCCAAACUCCUGAAGCAGAGAGGUUAUGCAACAGCUCUAAUAGGAAAGUGGCAUCUUGGAAUGAACUGUGAAAGCAGUAAUGACUUCUGUCACCACCCCCUCAGUCAUGGUUUUGAUUACUUUUAUGGGCUUACUGUGACCAAUUUGAGAGACUGCAAACCUGGACAAGGCAGCGUAUUUUUAAAAGGAGUUCAGAAAUCCCUUGUCAUCCCAAUCCAAAUCACUGGAAUCACCCUGGUCUCUUUGGUGAUAGUGCAGUACAUUGGCCUCCUCAAAGUACCUUUCCAAGCUUUGGGUUACUGCUUGCUAAUAACAGCUCUUUCCCAAAAAAAAUUUUUUUCUUUUCAUUUUCGACACUUGAACUGCUUCUUAAUGAGGGGCCAUGAGAUUAUCCAGCAGCCGCUGUCCUAUGAGAACCUUACUCAGAGACUGACAAAGGAAGCCAUGCAGUUUAUAGGAAGGAACACUGAUGCACCGUUCCUUCUUGUCCUAUCUUAUCUUCAUGUCCACACUGCUCUGUACGCUUCAGAAAGUUUCAGAGGAAAGAGCAAGCAUGGUUUAUAUGGGGAUGCAGUGGAGGAAAUGGACUGGAGUGUAGGGCAGAUUCUGGAUAUGCUGGAGAAAUAUAAUCUGAGUAAUAAAACUCUUUUAUACUUUACGUCUGACCAAGGUGCUCAUGUUGAAGAAAUCUCUAGUUCUGGAGAAGUCCAUGGAGGAUAUAAUGGCAUAUAUAAAGGUGGAAAAUCAACGAACUGGGAAGGAGGUAUUCGUGUUCCAGGUCUUCUCCAUUGGCCUGGAGUGAUACAGGCUGGUGCCAUUAUUGAUGAGCCAACAAGUAACAUGGAUAUAUUUCCUACCAUAGUCAAACUUGCCGAGGCACAGUUACCCUCUGACAGAAUUAUUGAUGGACAUGAUCUGAUGCCCUUACUUCAAGGAAAAGUUACCCGAUCCAAGCAUGAAUUUCUCUUCCAUUACUGUAAUGCAUAUUUAAAUGCCGUGCGCUGGCAUCCAGGAAACAGUGAAUCUGUUUGGAAAGUCUUCUUCUUCACUCCAAACUUCAGUCCUGAAGACUCCAAUGGUUGCUAUGAUUCUCAUGUUUGCUUCUGCCAUGGAGGAUUCAUCACAUGGCAUGACCCCCCACUGCUCUUCGACCUUUCCAGAGACCCUGAGGAGAAAGUCCCACUGACUCCAGAAACAGAGAGCCGUUUCUAUGAAAUCCUCAGGGUCAUACACCUAGCAGUAGGCAAUCACACCAGAUCCCUGCAUGCUGUCCCUGACCAGCUGUCAUGGGACAACCUCCUCUGGAAGCCAUGGCUCCAGCUGUGCUGCUCAUCUCUCUUUCAGUCUUGCUACUGUGACUAUGACUCAGAAGAGAGCCUGUUGGAGUUCCACUUGGGAUAA
Molecule: messenger RNA, 1716 nt
Organism: Eurypyga helias (sunbittern)
Lineage: Eukaryota; Metazoa; Chordata; Aves; Eurypygiformes; Eurypygidae
Gene: STS
Product: steroid sulfatase (microsomal), isozyme S
Molecular function (GO): arylsulfatase activity
Source: RefSeq, a predicted model, not a curated record